CAGGUUGCCAACAGUGCUCUGAAACGUAAUGACGGUUUUCAGAAAGGGUGAUCACGUGUGGCUGGAAACUCAUUCAAAUAGUGAAUUUAACGUCCCUAUUGGGGCAGUUGUGAAGGACUCGGACUCAGGACGGAUCUUGCUGGAGGAUGAUGAAGGCAAGGAGCACUGGAUCACGGCAAAGAACAUGCACAUGGUGCGCCCAAUGCACCCCUCCUCUGUCCAAGGGGUGGAAGACAUGAUCCGCCUUGGGGAUCUCCAUGAAGCAGGCAUGGUGCAUAACCUCCUCAUCCGCCACCAGGAGCACAAAAUCUAUACUUACACAGGGUCCAUCUUGGUAGCAGUGAAUCCAUACGAGCUGCUGCCCCUCUACACAGUCGAUCAGAUCCAGCUGUACUGUAACAAGAGGAUUGGAGAGCUGCCACCUCAUGUCUUCGCCAUUGCAGACAACUGUUACUUCAACAUGAAGAGGAAUAAGAGAGACCAGUGCUGUGUGAUCAGUGGAGAAUCUGGAGCUGGGAAGACUGAAAGCACAAAGCUAAUGCUGCAGUUUUUGGCAGCUAUCAGUGGCCAGCAUUCCUGGAUAGAGCAGCAAAUCCUAGAGGCCAACCCCAUUUUGGAAGCUUUUGGAAAUGCCAAGACAAUUCGAAAUGACAAUUCAAGCCGCUUUGGGAAAUACAUUGAUAUCCAUUUCAACCGAAAUGGUGUGAUAGAAGGAGCCCGAAUAGAACAGUUUCUUCUGGAGAAGUCCCGGGUUUGCUGGCAGGCUCCAGAGGAGAGGAACUAUCACAUCUUCUACUGCAUGCUCAUGGGGAUGAAUAUGGAGCAGAAAAAGAUGUUGAAUCUGGGCACUGCUUCAGAGUAUACUUAUCUCACUAUGGGCGACUGCACGUCCUGCGAUGGCAGGAAUGACGCAAAGGAGUAUGCCCACAUUCGCUCUGCUAUGAAGAUCCUCAUGUUCUCGGAUUCUGAGCACUGGGACAUCAGCAAACUGCUGGCUGCUAUCCUGCACUUGGGGAACGUGGAAUUUGAAGCGGCUGUGUACGAUAACUUGGACUGCUCUGAUGUGAUGGACUCACCACACUUUUCGAUUGCAGCCAAAUUGCUUGAGGUGGACUCCAGUGAACUCCAGAACAGCCUCACAAGCCACUCCAUCAUUAUCCGAGGAGAAAGUGUUUCCAGGCCUCUGAGCAUAGUUCAAGCUGCGGAUGGGAGAGAUGCCUUUGUGAAGGGUAUAUAUGGAAAGAUUUUCCUGUGGAUAGUGAACAAGAUCAACUCAGCCAUUUUCAACCCAGCUUCUCAGAACCCUAAAAAUACACGGCAGUCCAUUGGGCUGUUGGACAUUUUUGGGUUUGAAAACUUUAACAACAACAGCUUUGAGCAGCUCUGCAUUAACAUUGCCAAUGAACACCUUCAGCAGUUCUUCGUGCACCAUGUCUUCAAGCUGGAACAAGAGGAAUACCUUGCAGAGCACAUUGUCUGGAAUAACAUUGACUUCACUGAUAACCACCAGGCUCUGGAUAUCAUUGCACUCAAGCCAAUGAACAUCAUCUCCCUCAUUGAUGAAGAGAGCAAGUUCCCAAAGGGCACAGAUGCUACCAUGCUUGUCAAAAUCAAUUCCCUGCAUGGCAAAAGUAACGUCUACAUCCCGCCUAAGAGUGUCCAUGACACCAAGUUUGGUAUCAACCACUUUGCUGGGGUUGUCUUUUAUCAAUCAAAAGAUUUACUGGAGAAAAACCGGGACACACUGAGUGCUAAUGUAAUGCAAGUGGUCCAUUCCUCCAAAAACAAAUUCCUGAGGCAGAUUUUCCAGGUGGAAACAACCCCACCUACUCUUGGACGUGGGACCAUCAGGCAUCUUGGAGGUGACCAGUCCUACAAGGGCUUGGAUACCACCAAACGGCUCUCUACUCUGGGGGGACAGUUCAAGCAAUCCUUGGAGCAGCUGAUGAAAAUCCUUGGUCAGUGCCAGCCAUACUUCAUCCGCUGCAUCAAACCGAAUGACUUCAAGAAACCACUGCUGUUUGACCGGGAGCUGUGUAUCCAACAGCUGCGGUAUUCGGGGAUGAUGGAGACCAUUCGGAUCAGGAAAGCUGGCUACCCAAUUCGCUACAGCUUUGAGGAGUUCUUUGAGAGAUACAGAGUUCUCCUGCCAGGGUCUGUUCGAGAACAGCUGAAGAAUGAUGCUCGCCAGUGCUGCAUCAGCAUCUCCGAAGCGGUGCUGGGCAAGGAUGAAGGCUGGCAAGUUGGAAGGACAAAGAUUUUCUUUAAAGAUUAUCAUGAUAUGGUAUUAGAGCUGCAACGACACAAGGUACUUACAGAUAAGGUUCUUCUUAUCCAGAAGGUGAUGAGAGGAGUUAAAGACAGGAAGCAAUUUCUGAAACAGAGGAAGUCUGCUGUCACCAUUCAGACAGCCUGGCGAGGCUACUGCUGCCGGAAGGACUUCAGAAUGAUUCUGCUGGGGUUUGGGCGCUUGCAGGCCCUCAUCCGGAGCCGGCAGCUUGCUAAACAGUAUGAAACAGCCCGAGGUCAUGUCAUCAGGUUUCAAGCCUUGUGCCGUGGUUAUCUAAUGCGUAAAAAGAUAGCAGAACAGAAGAAAGCUGUAUGUGUUAUACAGGCAUAUGCAAGGGGCAUGUUUGCGCGCCAACGUUACCAGAGGAUGAAGAGAGAGAACGAGUGCAGGCUGGAAGCCAGGAAUAUCCGCUUGGAAGAGGAGAAACGUCUCAUCCAAGUCCUUGGACCAGUGAAGGCAAGGGAAGAAGCUAUGAGGUUAGAAAAGGAACACCUGGCUGCUCUGGAGAGAGAGGAGAUUGAAGCUAGACAAAGGAAGAAUAAUGCUCUUGCCAGUAGACCAACAAGUUAUGAUGUUAUCAGUGACCAAGAAAUGGUGGACAAAAUUUUUGGGUUUUUACCUUCCAUGAUUGGAGGCCAAGAAGGACAGGCUCCUCUGGGUUUUGAGGACUUGGAAACAAAGCCGAGCCGGUUGGAAGAGGUAGAUCUGGACAUGAUUCCCAUGAGCGUGGAGCUGGAAGAAGAAACGGAUGGCUUGGCAGAGUACACUUUCCCAAAGUUUGCAGCUACUUACUUUCAGGGGUCAUCUACUCAUACACACAUCCGGAGACCCCUGCGGCACCCACUGCUCUACCACGACGACAAGGACAAUGUCCUGGCUUCUCUGGUUGUGUGGGUCAUCAUCCUGCGGUUCAUGGGGGACCUGCCAGAGCCAACAAUGUUUGCCAAGAAUGUCACCACCAAGAGCAGCUCCGUGAUGACACAGAUAUAUGACACAAUUGGCAAGAAAAACCAGGUCCAGUUCAGGAGCAACAGCCCAAAUAUGAGAGACAGCGGAAAGGAUAACAAGACCUCCAAGGGGAUCUCUUCCCUGAAGCUGAAACGGUCCUCCAAGCUGACAGGGAAGGUGGCAAACCAGCUGAGAAGUGGAGAAGAAGCUUUCCAGGAGGACAGCUCGAUCUCUGAGAGACCUAUGUCCAACCUCGAAAAAGUGCACUUCAUUAUUGGCAAUGCAAUUCUGCGCCCUGCCAUCAGAGAUGAGAUUUAUUGCCAGAUUUGCAAGCAACUAAGUGAAAACAGCAACAGGAGCAGCUAUGCUCGAGGCUGGAUCCUUCUGUCACUUUGCCUUGGUUGCUUUCCUCCUUCAGACACAUUUGUGAAGUACCUACUGAACUUCAUCCACAAUGGACCCCCAGGCUAUGCACCAUAUUGUGCUGAACGUCUGAGACGUACCUAUGCCAAUGGAGCACGGACUGAACCUCCUAGCUGGCUGGAACUUCAGGCAACAAAGCAGAAGAAACCCAUUGUGUUUAAUGUCACACUGAUGAAUGGCCAAAGCAUCACUGUCCCUGCAGACUCUGCUUCCAUUGCCAAAGAGAUAUGUCAGUUCAUAGCAGAUAAAACCAAGCUGAAGGAUGUGUUUGGUUUUUCACUCUACAUUGCUGUGUUUGACAAGGUCUGGUCGCUGGGUGGGGGACGAGAUCAUGUCUUGGAUGCCAUCUCUCAGUGUGAGCAACUAGUGAAGGAGCAGGGCACCCAUGAACGUAACGCACCCUGGCGGCUCUACUUCCGGAAGGAAAUCUUUACCCCUUGGCACAACUGCCAGGAGGAUCCCUUCAGCACUGACCUCAUUUACCACCAAGUCAUUCGUGGUAUCCGUUUUGGAGAGUACCGCUGUGAGAAGGAGGAGGAUUUGGUGGAGAUAAGCGCAAAAUAUUGUUACAUCCAGUUUGGAGAUUCCAUCCACAAUGAGCUCGUGCAAAAAGUCCUCCACAACUGUAUCCCAGUGAAGCAGCUGAAGUCCAAGCCCUUGGAAAAGUGGGUGAGCCUUAUAACCUACGCACAUGCUAAGGCCCCAUACACACAGGACCACCUUUCCCGUCAGACUGUGAAGGAACAACUUGUGGAUUUCGCUCGCUUUCAGUGGCCUUUGCUUUUUUCUAGAUUCUUUGAAGUCACAAAGUUUUCAGGUCCCAGCUUGCCCAAGAACCACUUUAUAGUUGCCAUUAAUUGGAAAGGUAUCUGCUUCUUGGAUGAGUCUGAAAAACGGCUUCUUGAGCUGACCUUCCCAGAGAUAACCGGCAUCCACACCAACAGGGCAGUGAAGUCAUUUGGACAGAGCUGCACUCUCAUCACGCUUCGUGGCGAGGAGUUUGUCCUGACAUCUGUCAACAGCAUUGUAAUUGCUGAACUGGUGGUCAUGUUCCUGGAAGGACUGAAGAAAAGAUCACGAUUUGCUGUGGCGAUGCAAGAGAAAAAGCCCCAAGAAGACCCUGCCAUCCUGCCCUUCAAGAAGGGAGACUUGCUAAUCCUCCCCGAGGACAAAAGGCUGGAUGCAAACUCUGACUGGAUCAAUGCCCAGAAUGAAAGGACAGGCAAAACAGGAAACGUGUCUUUAGAAGAGAUCUACAUCAUUCCUUCCCUCACAAAACCAUCUAGUCAACUGCUGAGUUUGCUGAUGAUGUCUCCAGACCAGAGGAGGACAGCCUCCCAGAACUCCCACAUGGAGGAGCCUGACGAAGAGGAUGCCAGAGUGAAGCCUUACACUCUGGAGGAGUUCUCUUACGAACACUUCAGGACUCCCGAGAAGGAAUCCAUCAGCAAGGCUGUUCUCCAGAAAUCCCGUGGGCGCAGUCAGCUGUGGGCACACUCCAAGGAGCCCUUGAAACAGCCCUUGCUGAAGACAGCAUGCAUAGACCCUGAUCUUCGGGACCUGGCUUGUCAGGCCUUCAUUGCCAUCAUGAAAUUCAUGGGGGAUUACCCCUCGAAACAGGCUCAUUCCUCUGUGGAACUCACCGACCAGAUAUUUGUGGCAGCCAUCCAGGAGGAGGUUCUACGGGAUGAGAUUUACUGUCAGAUCAUGAAGCAGCUGACUGAGAACAGAAACAGGUACAGCGUGAACAAGGGCUGGCAGCUACUUUGGCUCUGCACUGGCCUGUUCCCACCCAGCAAGUCACUGCUGAAACACGCCCAGAAGUUCAUGGAGACACGUCAGAAAGAGACACUAGCCCUGGAAUGCAGUCGGAGGAUUCAAAGGGUGAUGAGGAGCGGCUCCAGGAAGUGGGCCCCUCAUCCUGUGGAGGUCGAUGCCAUCUUGCAGAACAACACUAAGAUCUCACACAAGAUUUGCUUCCCCAAUGAAACAGAGCAGACAUUUGAUGUGGGAACAAACACUAAAAUCCGGACUCUGUGUCAGAACAUCACUUCCAAAUUGCAGCUGAGCUCCUGGGAAGGCUUCAGCCUCUUUGUCAAGAUCGCAGACAAGGUAAUCAGUCAGAAUGAAGCAGACUACUUCUUUGACUCGCUGAGGCAGGUGACAGAUUGGAACAGGAAGAACAAACCAGGGAAAGAUGGGGCUACUAUGUCUGUGGCUUACGAGGUGUACUUCAUGAGAAAGCUGUGGCUGAGUGUAAUUCCUGGGAAGGACCUGAAAGCCGAUUCAAUUUUUCAUUACCACCAGGAGUUGCCGAAGUACCUCAGAGGCUACCACAAGUGUUCCAAGGAUGAAGCUGUCCAGCUGGCAGGGCUGAUUUAUAAAGUGCGCUUCAACAAUGACCGUACACAGCUGGCAACCAUCCCCAAAAUCCUAAAGGAGCUGGUGCCAGACAAUCUGCUCCGAGCAGUCUCACCAGAUGAGUGGAAGAAAAACAUUACUGCAGCGUAUAGCAAACAUGAAGGAAAAACUGUGGAUGAGGCGAAGGUUGCCUUCUUGAAAAUGAUACAUCGGUGGCCAACAUUCGGAUCAGCCUUCUUUGAGGUGAAGCAAACCUCGGAGCCAAAUUUCCCAGAGAUUGUGCUGAUUGCAAUCAACAAGCAAGGAGUCUCAGUGAUACAUCAGAAGACAAAGGAUAUUUUAACAGUUUACCCCUUUAAUAAAAUCUCCAACUGGAGCAGUGGGAGCACAUACUUUCAUAUGACAAUAGGGAACCUGGUACGAGGAAGCCGGAUGUUAUGUGAGACAUCUCUGGGUUACAAAAUGGAUGACCUGUUAACAUCCUAUGUACGCCUGCUAAUGAAUGCUGUAAACAAGCAAAAGAACCUGCCAGCCUGAGAGCAGAAAUAGAACCCGUGGACCUAUAUCUGUGCCAAAUUACCUAUAAUUUCAUCUCCCAGAAGAAAUGCCAUUUAAAAAUACUGAUCUUGGUGAUCAGUUUUCUGAUUACACACUGAGUGAACUGUGCUGCUGAAAUAUUGCAAGGGAAGCUCAAGUGAGCACGUGCUUUCAAACAUAUUUCAAACUUGUCUUUCUUAAAUAUAGUAGGUAAGUUCCAUUCAAACUUCAAUUUAGAGGACUUUUAAGCUGGAUUCUAAUCUAAUGUACAAGGGGAAAAACCCUAGACUAAUCUGAAAACCUCUUCUGAUAGAAUUCUAAGUCUCCUCCAAUCUUAAGAAGAGAGAUACUCUUUUACUUUUUUCCUUUGGAGAGAAACAUUACCCUUGUUUCAUACACUCUUACCAAAUGCAUAAAUUCCCUGAGUCUUUGCAAACAAAGGUAAUGUUAUUUUUUUCCUCCUAAUGUAAAGUUCCAAGAGUGGAGAAAUGUCCUUUAGUAGUAGGAUAAUUGGAGGUAAGAAGCUGUUUUUUCAUCCUUUUAUCACUAGGACACGUGCUGCAAGUUACAGUAGACUAAGACAGCCAGUUACUGUCACAACAUAAAUGUCACUCCUGUGUGCCACUAGACCGGUAGGCUGUUUGCUGGCUUACCAUUGCCUUAGUUAAAUUAGAUGGUUUUCUUUCUUCCACGUUUCUUUACGCACUAGGAAACUAAAGACUGCUUUCUGUUAUGUAGUUUCAAGUAAGCAUAAACAAACUCUGAAAUGAGUAUGGAUUUUGUGUCCAUUACUUUUACUCAGUAGCUCCUCUUUCAAGUUAUUGAUGUACUAUUCAGUGCAAAUCAGCAUUGAAAAACAGUCUAACAGACAUCUGUUGAAAAGAGACAUUCUUCUCUCUAAAAAUGUUCUCAGCAUGGAGUUAUGCAGACGUUCGCUCAUGAGACAGAAGAAUAUCAGUUACUAAUUUUAACAGUUUUAAUUUAUCUUGAUCUUUUAUAUUUCCUGUUUAUCUGACAAUUUGAGUGAUAAAAUUUGAUCCAGCACUUGUUCACCACAUAGACCUUCAUAAACACACAACUUGGGUCCCACAGGAGCAUCUCAGAGUCAGUAAAGCAUGGGCACUGUAGUGGCAGUAAGCCUAGAUGCUUACCCCAGCAGAGAGCAAGUACAGAUCCUCAAUGAAGAGCCUUCCUUUGCUCAGUGAAACAUGGACAUGUCUUAAAGCAUUUACACCAAGUUCCUUGAGAUACGAUCUGGCAGUGCCGGAAAAGCAGCUCUGCUGGUUCUCUCACUCUAACUUGCCAAUGUAUGCACAAUGGUUCCCUUGUUCCCUUGGAUAUGUGCGUGUGCAAUUCAAACACUAAUGGGAGUGUUGUACAUGCAUGGCAGGGAGAAGAGCCCCUCUCACUUUGUGCAUCGAAAUGAGUGCCACACUUGUCAGAAUAGUCGAUCCUUUUGCAAGCAAUUAGAUAUUCCUGCUGUAAUGUCCAUUGCUGGCAAUGGAAACUUUGAGACUACUGGCUUUGGUUGUUUUGUCGUCCUAUUUCUGAUCUAACUGGGUAUAGCUGAGAAGCAUUCUGUACUUUGCCUGUACAAAAAGAAAUUUUGCCGCUGACAUAUAUUGUUUCUGGUUUUUAAAUAAACAUUGUAGAAAAUCAACCAUGAUGAUGUCUUUUUCAACAAGAAAAGGUAGUAUUCACUCCAGGUCCAUGCAACUUAACCCUACCAAACAUAUAUCACAGUCUAUACAUGAUCUUAGCAUCCCAUCUACUUUUCAUAUACACAGUACAAUUUGUAUGGCAUAACCUCUAAAAGAAUGAUACCCCUUUCUGCACAUCAUCAUCAACCAACACAUCUCCACAAAAGCAGCAGAGAUCCAAAACCUGAAUUCAGCACAGCACUGAAUCAGAUCUGGGCAAUCCUCAUAGUUCCUAGGCGACUCACUCUGGCUCAGCAUUGUAAAUGUGAUUUUUUUUUUUUUUUAAACUCUACAAUAUACAGUCUUUUUUACAUGUUUUUAGUGUGAAGAUUUAAACUGUAAAAGUUAAGUUUAUUACAAGAAUAUAAACAAGUACAGUAUUACAAUAUUUUAAUCCACAGCCACAUGUUUUGGUUACACAGCACAAGCCAAGUGUAAUAAAAUGAGAGCUUCACACUGUGCAGAAUCCAGCCCUGCUCAUCAAGGUCUGAACCCAGGCAAGUAGCUGCUAAGUCCUUUACUCAGUCUGUAGUAUCCUCAGCACUUAAUAGCGCCUUACAGACUAGUAAAACUGCAUUUGUUGCAUGUUUGUCUGCAAUCGAUUCCACAACUAUCCAACCAUUGAUUUAGAGGUGUCAGUCACAGGAGUCUGCAUAAUCCAGUACAAAACACAUGACUUUCAGAAACUCUGUACAGAAGGUUGAACAAUAUUUGCCUACAUUGCAUAGGCUAUUGCAAAAUGAAGACCAGGACUCAAGCCCUAGAGAGCAAAUUAGCUUGCCAUAAAGAAAGAUAGCAUGUGAUUAACAUACCCUUUGAAUACAAAUAAGCUUCACAUACUGUGAUUUCUAAAAGCAUCACUGUAUUCAAGUGUACUCAGUGAACAUUAGUGAUUUUAAUUCAGUAUGUAUAAAUAUAAAUGUAAACUAUAAAAUUAUAUAAUGAGACAGCAGCUUUUCAUAAGGAAAGACUUGUAAGCCAAGUUCAAUCUUGAUAUAAAUCUACGGUCUUCAGUGGUGUGAUACCUAGGAUGAAUUUGGCCAGCAUGUCUGUUUACAGCAAUGGAAAAAAAAAAAAAAAA
Messenger RNA from Struthio camelus australis, 9340 nucleotides. RefSeq names its product myosin VIIB (gene MYO7B). The record is from RefSeq and is a predicted model, not a curated record. Gene Ontology annotation, cellular component: cytoskeleton; myosin complex. Lineage: Eukaryota; Metazoa; Chordata; Aves; Struthioniformes; Struthionidae. Gene Ontology annotation, molecular function: cytoskeletal motor activity; protein binding; ATP binding.